GUUAAAAGUAAACAAGCAUCGUCAUCAUAGGUAGUAAAAGAUCGGUUUUCCAACGACUACUAAGUGAAGAUAGUAUAUAUGCCUCGAGGAGGUUUUCUAUAUUCACUGAAGAUGUUUUCAACCGGGAAACGCCCAUUGGCUAUAAAGACCUACCGCUUUUGGGUACUAGCCGAAGUGGGUUGGCCCCCCUGAUCUGAUUCGACAUCAAAUCCCUGUGUGAAUCUAUGUAGAUCCUAGGGGUUUGCGGGAGGGGUGUCCCCGGAAAGGCUAAUUUAGGAGAGUGCCAUUAGGGGCGGAGGAGGAAGAAGAGGAAGAGGAGGGCAUCGCAACGUCCUGGCGUGAUAAGAAUCGUGUUAAGAUUUUUGGAAUGGGCGGCUACAGAUAGACAAUGUCGAUCGCUGAGCUUAAACAGAUGUGAAUAUAAAGCUGUCGAGAUCUCUCCAUCAUGUCGGUCUUUACCUCAACCAGACCAUUCGUUCUCUGCCAUCCACCUUCACUCUUACAAAGUCUCGAGGCACCAUGGUUAAUAUGUACACGAUCGCCGCCUUGGCGGUUUCCUCCUUCAUCGGAUCCGCAGUUGCACACCCUGGCGACAGCGCGGAGGUGAAGGCGCACGAAAGAUCUUUGCACAACUAUGCCCAGGCUGAGGCUCGUCGUGCCAUCGCCGCUUGCGCCGUGAGCACUAACGCCGCCGCUCUGAAGGCUCGUUCGGUUGCUCGCCGUGCUGCUACUGCCGAGAGACUUCGUGAGAAACGUGGCCUCUCUGAUAAGCGCAUGAAGUCUAAGAGAGACCAGGCAGAUCUUGAGAAAUACUUGGAUAUCUCCCACGACAAUUCGGAGUUGGGCUACACCUUGGAUACCCCUCUAGAUGUCAUCUUCGACUCUAACGCGACCGCUGCUCUCGUUCCCGAGGUCACCAUCGGACCGUACUGGGUUGCCGGCGAGUUGAUCAGGACUGACUUGACCGAUAGCCAGGCUGGAGUUCCCCUCCACCUUGACUUGCAGUUCAUAGAUGUCAACACCUGCGAAGCGAUCCCCAACAUGCUGAUCGACAUCUGGCACUGCAACGCCACGGGCGUCUACUCGGGCAUCUCCUCGAUGGGCCAGGGCGGUCUCAACACGAUCCACGGGCGCGGUAUCCAGCCAACCGACGAAGACGGCGUGACGCAGUUCGACACGGUGUUCCCGGGGCACUACACGGGACGGACGCCGCACAUCCACCUGAUGAGCACGGAGAACGCGACGGUGCUGCCGAACAACACGUACCUGACGGACGGCAAGCCGAACCACAUCGGGCAGCUCUUCUUCGACCAGAGCCUGAUCAACGCGGUCGAGCUGCUCGAGCCCUACAGCACCAACACCCAGCCCCUCACCCUCAACGAGGACGACGGCAUCGACGCCCAGACCUCCACCCCCGAGUACGACCCCUUCGCCGACUACGUCCUCCUCGGCGACUCCCUCCAGGACGGCCUCCUCGCCUACCUCACCGUCUUCGUCGACACCACCGCCAACCAGACCGCGUACGCGCAUGCUGCUGCUCACUACUAUGAGGGAGGCGGUGUUGCUAACCCUGGUGGCCCAGGCGGUCCCGGAGGCCCAGGUGGUCCGGGUGGGCCCAACGGCACUUUCCCGCCGUUCCCUCCCCCUAGCGGUACCCCGGCUCCAUAAGCGCUUUUCUAGCUAGCGGAUUGGUGGAGGUGUGUCUAGAGACGAUUGGUGUUAGAGUGUAGAGGUUGUGUGCAGACUAGGUAUUAUAUAUCUCUAUUGCUGCUAUAGUCCAAAUCAUAAUGAAAGGCAAUACGCUAC
Hypoxylon fragiforme is the source of this 1806-nucleotide messenger RNA. Its product is annotated as aromatic compound dioxygenase. Gene Ontology annotation, molecular function: oxidoreductase activity, acting on single donors with incorporation of molecular oxygen, incorporation of two atoms of oxygen; ferric iron binding. The record is from RefSeq and is a predicted model, not a curated record. Lineage: Eukaryota; Fungi; Ascomycota; Sordariomycetes; Xylariales; Hypoxylaceae. The transcript has 5 exons. The coding region runs from base 520 to 1668 and encodes 382 amino acids.